Molecule: messenger RNA, 2484 nt
Organism: Lycium ferocissimum
Lineage: Eukaryota; Viridiplantae; Streptophyta; Magnoliopsida; Solanales; Solanaceae
Product: protein MODIFIED TRANSPORT TO THE VACUOLE 1
Exons: 5
Coding region: 148-2232 (694 amino acids)
Cellular component (GO): trans-Golgi network membrane
Molecular function (GO): phosphatidylinositol binding; ubiquitin binding
Source: RefSeq, a predicted model, not a curated record
UUAUUUUUAUUUGGAAGAAAAAAGAAGCAGUGUAUUGCCUUCCACAUCCACUUGAUCCUCGAUACCCACGCACCCAACCCUUGAGAGUCAAAGACCCUAGGUUUCCAUUUCGGGUAAUCUGACAAUUUUAGGAUCGGAUCGGAGAGAAUGGAUUCAAGCAGGAGGGCGGUUGAGUCAUAUUGGAGAUCGCGGAUGAUCGAUGGAGCCACCUCUGAUGAGGAGAAAGUGACUCCUGUUUACAAAUUGGAGGAGAUUCGUGACUUGCUUAGAUCCUCCCAUUCCUCUAUUGUUAAAGAAUUCUCUGACUUCAUUCUCAAACGUCUCCAACACAAAUCCCCUAUUGUCAAGCAAAAGGCUCUGAGAGUGAUCAAGUAUGCGGUGGGGAAAUCUGGUGCAGAAUUCAGAAGGGAGAUGCAAAGGAAUUCAGUGGCUAUACGCCAGUUAAUUCACUACAAGGGCCAACCUGAUCCUUUGAAGGGUGAUGCACUCAAUAAAGCAGUCCGUGAAACAGCACAGGAAGCAUUAUCUGCUCUAUUUUCUUCCGAAGAGAGUAAACCUGCUCCCACAGAAACUCUUGGUGGUCGGAUACAAGGCUUUGGUAAUACCAGCCAUGAAGUGCCAUCAGAGCAUAACAAGUCUUCUUUCCUCAGUGACGUUGUUGGUAUAGGAAGUGCUACAAUAAAACAAGGACUUAAUACUCUUACACAAUCUCCAUCCCUGAAAAAGAAUGACACUGGAAGUUACAGAAGUCCAAAUCUUCAGAGAUCAUUGACAACAGAAGCUGACUACACAGAGAGAUAUGAAGGGAUUUCUGACACUUCUCGGUUUUCAAGAAAUGCUGCUUCUGGAAGUUGGAGUCAAGAUCUUCAAGCAUCAAAAGCUGAAACAGCCAAUGCAAAUUCAGGUUUGGGUUCUGGUGAAAAGACCCGAGAAGAGAGAUUAUUAGAAACUAUUGCAACAUCUGGUGGAGUUCGUCUGCAGCCAACUCGGGAUGCACUUCAGGUUUUCCUUCUGGAGGCAUCAAAAUUAGAUGCUUUGGCUUUGACUCACGCCCUUGAAUCAAAACUGCGGUCACCGUCAUGGCAGGUUCGUGUGAAAGCAAUCUGUGUCCUCGAGGCUAUCUUGAGGAAAAAAGAUGACGCGCAUUUUGGUACUAUGGCAUCUUAUUUCAAUGAAAAUAAAGAUGUUGUGGUAAAAUGCUCUGAAUCUCCCCAAGCGUCAUUAAGAGAAAAAGCAAACAAAGUCUUAAGUCUUCUGAAUGAUGGACAAACAGCUGAUUCUGUGGCUCAUGUAGAUAGGUCAGCAAAGGCUGGUAACCCUGCUGUUCAGAUGCCUGACUUGAUAGACACAGAUAAUUCUGAUGAUCUGUUUGGAGCAAAUGAUUUAGCAAAUAUGCAGAGUGGUGAAGGCAUAAAAAUUGCAUCCACAUCUGCCACCCCUCUGAUUGAUGAUCUAUUUGCAGACAAUUUGGGCGGCGGCCAGCAUAAAAAUGAUGAUGACCCCUUUGCUGAUGUCUCAUUUCACACCAGUAAUGAGAAGGCGCCUGAAGCUGAUCUCUUUUCUGGUAUGACAGUUGACAAAUCAGAUGCUACUGAAGUCCAUUCGGCUGUCAAUAAAAAAGGACCCGAACUGUUUGACAUCUUUGGUCCCAGUGUUGAAGUUUCCCAGGAACCCAAUAAUAAUCCUAGAAAUGAGGUUCCUGAUUUAAUGAAUGAUCUCUCCUUGAAUGGGAAUGAGUCGUCUAAGAAGCAGAAUGGCAGCUCUGGGGCAACCCCCUAUCAGAAUAUGUUUCAAGAGUCCACUAUUGAUCCUCGUCAUCAGGCUUCUAAUGAUGCCUUGAACAGCAUACUUUCCUCCCAGGCUGGUGGAGCAAAUGCAAAUCCCAUGUUUCCUUUGGGUGCUAUGCAGUAUAACUUGCCUCCUGGCUUCGUGUUGAAUCCAUCAUUUGCUCCUCAGGAUCUAAACUAUAACGCCAUGGGUAACAUUUUGGCUCAACAGCAAUUCCUUGCAACACUUUCCAAUUACCAGCAAUUAGGGAGUGUGCACCCAUCCUCUAGUGCUAGUCAUGCUGCUGGAGGUUAUGAUUCAGCUCUUCCCGAUAUCUUCAAUGCUAACAUUUCGAAUCAAACUCCUACUUCCUUGAUGAACACUUCGAAGAAAGAAGAUACGAAAGCAUUUGAUUUUAUCUCGGAUCAUUUGGCUGCAGCUCGUGAUCAAAAGAGGGUGAUUUGACCGGUAAUAGCUCAAAGCAAACCAGAAUGCGCUGCUUAUAAGAUGUAGCUAUACACAAUUUGAAGCAGGAAUUUAAUCUGUAAAGGUCCUUUAGAAGCAGUGAUAUCAAUGUGAAAAAACCAAAUAUUUUUUCCCAAUAAGUCUGUUCUGCAUGUGUUAGGAAACAGUGUAUCGUUGAGAAUUAGUUUUACCUGAUGAACAAAAGUUUCGAUGUCCAGUGCAAAUGGAGUUUUGCAAAGGUUUUAGGGGGCG